This is a messenger RNA of Cavia porcellus (domestic guinea pig), 13983 nucleotides long. It is a transcript of the gene Kcnh5, whose product is annotated as potassium voltage-gated channel subfamily H member 5. The transcript is spliced from 11 exons. Gene Ontology annotation, biological process: regulation of membrane potential; potassium ion transmembrane transport. NCBI's taxonomy places the organism in Eukaryota, Metazoa, Chordata, Mammalia, Rodentia, Caviidae. Gene Ontology annotation, molecular function: voltage-gated potassium channel activity. Gene Ontology annotation, cellular component: plasma membrane. The coding region runs from base 91 to 3057 and encodes 988 amino acids. The record is from RefSeq and is a predicted model, not a curated record.
UCUCCACCUUUUCCUCCUCUUCCUGCACCUUUUCUUCCUGCGUCCCCCCUCCCCCGCCGCGGAUCCUGGCCGCUGCUCUUCAGACCCAGGAUGCCGGGGGGCAAGAGAGGGCUGGUGGCACCGCAGAACACAUUUUUGGAGAACAUCGUCAGGCGCUCCAGUGAAUCAAGUUUCUUACUGGGAAAUGCCCAAAUUGUGGAUUGGCCUGUAGUGUAUAGUAAUGAUGGUUUUUGUAAACUCUCUGGGUAUCAUCGAGCUGAUGUCAUGCAGAAAAGCAGCACCUGCAGUUUUAUGUAUGGGGAAUUAACUGACAAGAAGACCAUUGAGAAAGUCAGGCAGACUUUUGACAACUACGAGUCAAACUGCUUUGAAGUUCUUCUGUACAAAAAAAAUAGAACCCCUGUUUGGUUUUACAUGCAAAUUGCACCAAUAAGAAAUGAACAUGAGAAGGUGGUCUUGUUCCUGUGCACUUUCAAGGAUAUUACGUUGUUCAAACAGCCCAUAGAGGAUGAUUCAACAAAAGGUUGGACAAAAUUUGCCCGAUUGACACGGGCUUUGACAAAUAGCCGGAGUGUUUUGCAGCAGCUUACGCCAAUGAAUAAAACAGAGGUGGCACACAAGCACUCGCGAUUAGCUGAGGUUCUUCAGCUGGGAUCAGAUAUCCUUCCUCAGUAUAAACAAGAAGCGCCAAAGACGCCACCACACAUUAUUUUACACUAUUGUGCUUUUAAAACUACGUGGGACUGGGUGAUUUUAAUUCUUACCUUCUACACCGCCAUUAUGGUUCCUUACAACGUUUCUUUCAAAACAAAGCAGAACAAUAUUGCCUGGUUGGUGCUGGACAGUGUGGUGGAUGUUAUUUUUCUGGUUGAUAUUGUUUUAAAUUUUCACACAACUUUUGUGGGGCCUGGUGGAGAGGUCAUUUCUGAUCCUAAAUUGAUAAGGAUGAACUAUCUGAAAACCUGGUUUGUGAUUGAUCUGCUGUCUUGUUUACCUUAUGACAUCAUCAAUGCCUUUGAAAAUGUGGAUGAGGGAAUCAGCAGUCUCUUCAGUUCUUUAAAAGUGGUGCGUCUCUUACGACUGGGCCGUGUUGCUAGGAAACUGGACCACUACCUAGAAUAUGGAGCUGCAGUCCUCGUACUCCUGGUGUGUGUGUUUGGACUUGUCGCCCACUGGCUGGCCUGCAUAUGGUACAGCAUUGGAGACUACGAGGUCAUCGAUGAAGUCACCAACACCAUCCAAAUAGACAGUUGGCUGUACCAGCUGGCCUUGAGCAUUGGGACUCCAUAUCGGUACAAUUCCAGCGCUGGGAUAUGGGAAGGAGGACCUAGCAAGGAUUCUCUGUAUGUGUCCUCUCUCUACUUUACCAUGACAAGCCUUACAACCAUAGGGUUUGGUAACAUUGCUCCCACCACAGAUGUGGAGAAGAUGUUCUCUGUGGCCAUGAUGAUGGUUGGCUCUCUUCUUUAUGCAACUAUUUUUGGAAAUGUUACCACAAUUUUCCAGCAAAUGUAUGCCAACACCAACCGAUACCACGAGAUGCUGAAUAACGUUCGGGACUUUCUGAAACUCUAUCAGGUCCCCAAAGGCCUUAGUGAGCGAGUCAUGGAUUAUAUCGUCUCAACUUGGUCCAUGUCAAAAGGCAUUGACACGGAAAAGGUCCUCUCCAUCUGUCCCAAGGAUAUGAGAGCGGAUAUCUGUGUUCAUCUAAACAGGAAGGUGUUUAAUGAACAUCCUGCUUUUCGACUGGCCAGUGACGGGUGUCUGCGAGCCUUGGCGGUAGAGUUCCAGACCAUUCACUGUGCGCCUGGGGACCUCAUUUACCAUGCUGGAGAAAGUGUGGAUGCGCUGUGCUUUGUGGUGUCGGGAUCCUUGGAAGUCAUCCAAGAUGAUGAGGUGGUGGCUAUUUUAGGAAAAGGCGACGUAUUUGGAGACAUCUUCUGGAAGGAAACCACCCUUGCUCAUGCCUGCGCAAACGUGCGGGCUCUGACGUACUGUGACCUGCACAUCAUCAAGCGAGAAGCCUUGCUCAAAGUUCUGGACUUUUAUACAGCUUUUGCAAACUCAUUCUCAAGGAACCUCACUCUGACCUGCAAUCUAAGGAAACGGAUUAUCUUCAGAAAAAUCAGUGAUGUGAAAAAGGAGGAGGAGGAGCGCCUUAGGCAAAAGAACGAGGUGACUCUCAGCAUCCCCGUGGACCACCCAGUCCGAAAACUCUUCCAGAAGUUUAAGCAGCAGAAGGAGCUUCGAAAUCAGGGCUCAAUGCAAAGUGACCCCGACAGGAACCAGCUCCAGGUAGAAAGUCGCUCCUUACAGAAUGGAGCGUCCAUCACUGGCACCAGUGUGGUGACCGUGUCCCAGAUUACUCCUAUUCAGACGUCUCUGGCCUAUGUGAAAACCAGUGAAUCCCUCAAGCAAAACAACCGCAAUGCCAUGGAACUCAAGCCCAAUGGCGGUGCUGACCAGAAAUGUCUCAAAGUCAACAGCCCCAUAAGAAUGAAAAAUGGAAAUGGGAAAGGUUGGCUGCGGCUCAAGAACAACAUGGGAGCCCAUGAGGAGAAAAAAGAAGACUGGAAUAAUGUCACCAAAGCUGAGUCCAUGGGGCUCUUGUCAGAAGACCCCAAGGGCAGUGACUCAGAGAACAGUGUGACCAAAAACCCGCUAAGGAAAACGGAUUCUUGUGACAGUGGAAUUACAAAAAGUGACCUUCGUUUGGAUAAGGCUGGGGAGACCCGGAGUCCACUAGAGCACAGUCCCGUUCAAGCUGAUGCCAAGCACCCCUUUUAUCCCAUCCCCGAGCAGGCCUUACAGACCACACUGCAGGAAGUCAAACACGAACUCAAGGAGGACAUUCAGCUGCUCAGCUGCAGAAUGACUGCCCUUGAAAAGCAGGUGGCAGAAAUUUUAAAAAUACUGUCAGAAAAAAGCUCCCCCCAGGCCUCACCUCCCAAAUCCCAAAUGCCACUCCAAGUACCUCCCCAAAUACCAUGUCAAGAUAUUUUUAGUGUCUCAAGGCCUGAGUCUCCUGAAUCUGAUAAAGAUGAAAUCCACUUUUAAUAUGUAUACAUAUAUAUUUGUUAAUAUAUUUACAGCAGUAUAUACAUCUAUAUACAUACGUGUGUAUAUAUAGUAUAUACAUAUAUAUUUUCACUUGCUUUCAAUAUGAUGAACACACUAUGGGUUUUGAUAUGUACAUAUUGCAUGUCCAGCUGGAUUCUGGCCUGCCAAAGAAGAUGAUUAUUGAAAACAUAGAUAUUGCUUGUAUAUUAUGCAGUUGACUGCAUGCACACACUUUACAUUUAUUUAUAAACUCUCUUGUAUAAUAAGAAAGUACAAUUUUUAUUAACUGAGGCAAUGUAAUAUUUGAAGAAUCAGGGUCCAACCUGCCAAUGUUGCCAUGACAAAUUUGAUCUCAGGCUCAGUAUAUCAAGCUGUCAUUUCUUCACUCGUCUGUUAAGUUAAAAUUAUAGAUUAAUGCCAAGGAAGAGUUCAACUUUUUAAGCUCUUACUACCAUUUUCUGAUCUCUUUCCAUAGGAUAUUUUUCUGUAACUUAAGGUUAGGUUAUUUUCCCCUGCAGGCAAUGUUUGCUCCAUUUAAAUGACUUUUGUUGCCUACAUCAGAUAGCAGUGUGGGAUAUUGAGAACUUAUUGCUAUGGGGUUUGUGCAUGACUUGCAUUUUCACUCAACUAUACCUCUCCUUUCUUGACAUUAUACCUAGAUAGUAAUCAUUAGUUCUGAGGUAAGGAAAUACCAACUUUCCCUGUCUUGGAGAAUAGCUGCCAUCUUGUCAGCUGUCAUUAUCAAUACCAUAAAUAUUCAACUCUUGAUAUAGUGUAUAAUAUUAUAGAAAUACUGCACCACAGGGUACAAGGGCCUUUUACCAAUUCGUGUUUGAGAUGCCAAUUAUCCAAAGGUGAACAGUGUUCUUCUACACGUGUAUUUCCAAAACUUGUUCAAGAGUGAAUUAAAGGCUCUUAACAAAGAAACACAUACAAAAAUUUUAAAUUAUCAUAUCAAAAUUUUUACUGUUAUAAUACAGAAUUUUUUAACAAGAAUGUAAACAGGCAUGUUUUGUAGCAUAUCUGCAAUUUAAAAAGAGUGAAAAGGGAGGCACAGAAUUGUUGGCGCGUGAUUCACAUUGUCUGUAGAGAUGACACGUGAAUCGUAACAAACCAGCCAACCAAGAAGUAGAGGUUAAGUUGCUUGACUCGGAUACUUAUCUUUCCAUGAUUUCAUUCUGGUUACCAUUUUCUAAAGCUUAUUUUGCACAGAGCUGUACUGCCGAACUUCUGCUGAGUUGGUUCAAUAGACCACUGUGGCUCAGGCAGAUCCACUUAUGAAAGGGUAAGUCAAGAGUGAGUUUCAGAAUCUUUUGGGUUACAAAUCUUCUUCUUAGAAAGUGCCUAUUAUCAAUGAAGAGAAGUCACAAAGAAUUGUGUUGUCUGUUACUAGUCCCUUCAAUCAUGUGUAUGAGAAUGAAUAAAACAUACAUUCAUUUCUAAAAACAGGAGACUUGACUAAAGUAUAUUUUGUGAAGUUUUUCAGAAAGGCAUACUUUCAAAUGGUGCAUCAAUGACAUUGAAUAUUAGAAGAGGAGGAGUCAGUGUUUGUAUUAAGUUUAAAGCAUGUACCAAUACUUUGUAUUUAUUGGACCAUCUGUACAUAUACAUUAACAUACAAAAGAACGUGGCAAAAUCAAAUGGUCUAUUAUACUCAUUUUUAUGAGCUUUUCUGUCUUGCAGUAUAUCCAACCAAACUCAUCAGAAUUGAAAGAUGGGUUGUCAUAAUCAGACUGGAGAAGUACAAAACGGUACUUUAUUGUAUUUUAAAAUUUCUUCACAUGCCUCGAAAAUGUGCCUCUCUAGGAAUCUAGGAAUGUAGUGUGUACUAUAGAUUUCAUUUUUCCUUUUCUUGUACACAUAUCUUUCCUUAUCCAUAAUGGAACUUUGCAGAUGACCAUGUCUUCAUGCUAUGCUAUAAUAUCUACCUAUUAUAGAUAUAAGAAAAUGAAAUAACUGUGGUCUCUAAAGUAAUUAUGGAAGUCAGUCUUAAAAUUGGAGGACCUUUUUCAUAGUGAGGAUGGGAGCUUUUUCUUUGUUGCAUUUCAGAGCAUAUUGCUAUUUGUAUAAAUUGAGUUUGGCUAAGGCUUUUAAAGGGGAAUAAAUGGUAAAACAUAAUGUGAGUAUAGAAAUUGUUAGGUUAACUUUAAUCAUGUACGUCAAAGGUAAUUGUGUAAAGCUAUAUUGAGAAUGACUGUGAAGUAGUGGGCUGGUUUGAGGGUACAGUUUAUACCUCUGCAUAGGAAGGCAAAAAUUUGCUGUAUGUGUUAAGGAACUUGAUGGUUUUGAACUGUGCUGGGCUGUCAAUAAGCAGGGGGAGGGAGGCUCAUUGUUUAUUUAUCACAUAGUUACCACACUAUUCUUUUGCAGACACCUCUGCUGUCUGUAUGCAUGACAGGAUGUAGUCCUGAAUGCAGGCUGCUCUUCUCAGCAGAGAUACACACAUUCAGCAAACACUGUACAUACAAUCGGCUUUUAGGUUCCCAGAUUUUACAGUUCUUCUCAGUAGAAUUCUUACUCAGAUUUGGAUGAAGGGUAAACACUUGUUUUAAUACAUGCAAUCAUGACCCCGUGGUGUUCUGUGUUUCAACGUGUGCAUUGUGGAGGCUCUUUGGGGGACCAGAUGACUGCAUGUUUUAUUCAUACACUAUACAGUUGCUCUGGGUUAAUCCGGAGCACAAUUUUUACUAUUAUACUGCUGAAUUGUGUACUAAUAGGAAUAAAUGGAUAUAUGUAUUUAAAAUCCAAACAUUUUCCAAAGCAACAUGCACAUGGUCAGUAUGUUUCUAUGCUACUGUUAGAAUACAAGAUCAGAUGCUAUAUCCUAGACAGGCGAUUGUAACAUAAGAGCAAAAGCCAAAUAGAAAUGUGAGCUGUGUGUCACAAUAGUGAGUUCUAUCAGUCUAUAUCAGGACACUAAACAUAAUCUAGUAGAUGGAAAAGCUUGUGAUUAAUGGCAAAUAGAAAUACAAAAAGUAGACGACAAUGCCAGAGUUCCUGGUGGCCCACAUUAGCAUAGAUGAUACUUAAAAUGGUUCAGUCACAGUGGUUGAAUGCAGACUCACACUUCACAAUUAAACUGAAAAUUUCUAUUGCGACACUGACACUAUCUCACAUUGUCUUAAGCAUUAGAAGAAGAAAAACCCCACAGCUUUAUGAAGAUCAGAAGACAGAUAAUUUGACAAUUUGGAGUUUUAAGUUGCUGCUAGGACAACUACUUGAUCCUGUAGUAUUCAGCACUUUAAUGGGAAUAUUAAUUAUGAUAACUAACUAAAAUGACAUUUCAAAAAUCAAUGCGAUUGGAGCCUGGAUGCAAACCACAUGUUCUCUUAAAUUUAAGAUUUGUUCACACAUGAGGUCUGAUCUGUUUGAUGUUCUAUUUUGAAUAACCACAUUGUUUUAGAAAAUGUUUUUGUAAAUUAAUCUACAGAGAAGUGAUUGUUUUGAAGUGUGCAGUGGCUGAUAUUUGUGAAAUUAUUUGUCCUAAUUCUAGUGAAUUCUUCUAUCUUACAUCAUUUUUAUCUUCUACUCUGUUUUCUCUGAAUUUGUUUUCCAAAAUUUCAUGUAGGUAAAUUUGCCUAAAAUAUAUGUGUCAUACCUGGAUAAUUUGAAAUUAUUAGUACUUUGUAAUUAUGUGAAUGUUGUACUUUAAUAUUUGUUUAUUAGAUGUGAGUAUUUUUAUUGUGGUUUUUUACGGAAAGCAGGUGAAGAAAUUUUGUUUUAUUUUUUAAAUGUAUUUAAGUUCCGUCUCAAAUCUUGAAUAUACUUUUCUCACAAUCUAGCAGAGUAAUUUAGGACAGAUUAACUUGUCAAUGUUUCAGUAUACUCACCAAUAAAUAUUGAAAUAAAGAUCAGAACUGACCCUUCUUAUAAUCAAGACAUUAUUAGGUCAAUGGAAAGUCAUUUUUCUUUCAGAUGAAAAACGCAGUAAGACAAAUUAGCUUUUUUCUCUCUGUCUCUCUCUUCCUGUCCCUUGGCCCUCCUUCCCUUCUUUCUUUCUUUCUUUCUUUCUUUCUUUCUUUCUUUCUUUCUUUCUUUCUUUCUUUCUGUUUCCUAGUAUAUCAGCUUCGAUGUGCACUCUAUCUAAGUAGUCUAGGUUUUAUAGAAAAGCUUCUGGCCAGAGAUUGUUGACAAAAAGCAUAGGCUCUGUAAUUAUUAGUCAGUUGUAUGUGAGUAUAAGACUCAUCAAUUACCUGGAAAUUCAGAAAUACUAACCAAAUAAAUGGGAAAUUAAGAGCUUUUGAGAGCAGGAAGAAUAACAGACAAAGCUAAACCUUAUAGCUUUUGUAGUCCACUUACACACACUAUUAAGUAGUUAUUUUUGACUUUGUGAGUAAAAGUGUGCAAAUUAUAAAUUUGAGGUAUGAUGUAUCUUUUAACUUCUUAUAUAAAUAUAAUUAUGAUACAUGAUCCAUAUGGAUCAAUGUUCUUAGAAUCGUUAACUAUGGAAGAAUCCUUUUUGAUGCCCGAUAAAUUUUCAAUGUGUAUUUCAAACUAAAACAAUAAUAAAAUUGGGUGCAUGAAGGAAAACCAUUUGAAGGGCAUUGAAAAUCACUCACGAUUUUGUUCUAAGUGACUGUUUUAGAAAAUUAUAUAAUUAUUGACUUUGGUUGUUUAAAUGAGCACCUAUAACAUGUUUUCCAUUUCGAAAACAAGAUGUAUUCUGUUUGUUCAUUCAUGUUAGUUUUUUCAUCCUAAGAGAUACACUCAAACUAUUAUCACUACAUUUGUUUAUGACCCUUUGGGAAGAGAGCAAGAGCACACAGAAACAAAAGCGAAAAAUUUGCAUAAUAGGAUAUUUACAUUUAGAAAUCACAUUGAGUUUUGCUAAUCUUUUUAUCAAACUAUAGUUGAAAAAUGUUUACUACUAAUUAAGAAUUAAAUAUGUUUUGAAAGUGCAAAUAAUUGCCCAAGUUGAAAAAGAAUUAGUUUUAAAUGCCUUAUAUUUUUGUGAAAUAGAGUAAGGGGGCUUAGAGGACUGCUCCUCACUGACUGCGACUUUUUACUAUACACUGUAAUCCUUUCUAUUUAUUUGCUAAAUGACCUGUAACAUUUAUAUUGUUAUCCACCCUGGAAGGCUGCUGGCAUUACAACUCACAGUUGCUCUACAUAUGUAUUCUACACAUAUGUAAAUAAAUAAUAGAAAUCAACUUUCUCUCCGUGUAAACUUUGUGCUUAUAGCCUAAAUGUUUUUAGCAGCUUGUACAGGAAAAACUUAUGACCAUGAUGGGACAUUUAUUUUUUUAGAGAACUGAGAAAGAUUAAUUUGACAGUAUAGAAAAUAUGUCUUAUCUUGUUCUGGGAAAAUGAUCUGACAGACAAAAUCUACGGAGCUGCACACUCGGGAUGUAAAUCAAUAUUCGGGUUUUAAAUAGAUUACCAAUGCCAGGCUAUAUGGACUCAUGGGUUUCCAAAUUAUAAUUCCUUGUUUGAGACAAGUCUGCAAAGCCUAGUGGAGGUUAAAAUUUGAUAUUUGUGGUUUUAUGCCUGGCCUUUGACAGUGUUUAUGUAUGCAACCAAGUCUGUUCUGGUGCAUUCAGAGAGAUUUUUAAAAGUUGUUUUACACUGGCUUUAAUGUUGCACAGUGCUUUAUGUUACUUCUAUAGACUGUUCUGUUUAAGUGUGCACACCAUGCUCUGUGAGAAGAGUUAGUUAAGUUUGAAUUUGCUGUUAGCUGUAAAAAAUUUGUGAAUGCAUAAUAAUAAUGGGGCAUUCGAACAUUUGAAUAUCAAAAUAAGAUCCUGACAUCCCCAUUUCUUUAGAUGCAGCAUAUUUUCCUCACUGGCACAGUUUUGUGCAAAAGGAAAGGACAAAUUCAUAUGUAUUUUACAAGUGUUAGAAUCUUUAAAUAAUUGAAUAAGUAUGAAUUACUAAAAAUGUAACCUUAGGACUUGAAAAGGAAAUUCAAUGUAUAUAUGUUGCAUAAUUGUUUAGUAUCAAUUUGUAUUACAUUUAAGUAAAAGAGUUCUUAUGUGAGAGGCUUUUAGUCCCUAUAUUGUGAAAAAGACAGUUUUAUCAGUGAAUUUACAUAACCACCCUUAUUAAAAGAGGUGCACAGUCGGGCUUUCCAUACCUCUUCUUUGAAAUUUAGAUCUUCAGUGUUUUCUCCACCUUUAUUUACUUUCAAGGAUUAAUGACCAAUAAGUUUAAUAUUAAUUGGUAUUUGUAUUUUUUCUAGUAUUUGCCAUCCACCUUUUGUUCUAUUUAAAUAAUACAUUGAUUUUCCUCAAAUUUACAGCUUCUCUUAUCUCACAGAUGUUGCCAAUAUUUCUCAUUUAAAAUAUUUCCAGAAUUACUGGAAGCUAAAAGCAAUGAAUUUGUUUUAAUUAUUUUCUGAAAGUAUGAGUUUGUUUAACAUUUAAAAAGUAAAUGUACUUUUCUUAAUAUUAAAACAGAUUUUCUUUAAAUUUCAGUUGUUUUAACAUUUUUCCUUAAAUUACUGAAACAAAGAGACUCAAAAUGGUUUUUCCAUGCUUCUAGAUUCAUUUCUACCUUAGAAAUAAUGACAAUUAAUAUUUAUGAAAUUCUCAAUUGUGAUCUUCAUUUUUCCAUUGUAUUUAUAUAUAAGUUUAAAUUAUAGCUUCUAUAAUUUUGAAAAUAUAUGAUAUUUCAAAGAUUACAGUGAAAAUCAAUUUGGAGCCAUAAAGUCUUUGAGGAUGAGAAGUGCUAAAAAAACCUCAACAUCCUUUAUUAGCAAUGUAAUUUAUUGAAUGAUGAGACCUAAUUAUAUCCAAUGAAUCAAUUUGUGAAAUAGUGCCCAUGUUAAUUAUUAUUAAUAACUUUAAUCUUCAAAUCAUUUUAUGCAAAAUAAUUGAUUCUCAGCCAUCUGGUGAGGGCAGAGAAUGCUUUUCACUCAAGUCCAAAGGCUGUUGAGACUCUGUGGUGCUCUCCCCCUGUAUCCACAUUGACUUUCUCCAGCUCUCAAAACACUUGGAAAGACACACAACACAAGGCAUCUUUUUCUAUAUACUGUGCAACAGCUAAUUUUUUCAUUAUUUAUUGGUAUUGAUUAAGUUGCAUGGUGGAUUUUGAAAAAUUAAGUAAAGAGAAAACAGAUGAAUAUAUGUGUUGUCAUACUUGUUUACGUGCUGCUAGAAUUUUAAUUGAUCAUACAGUCUGUCAUAGUUAUUUUCUUGUUGCUUAGACAAAAACUUGAUGCCAAAAGUUAAGGGAAGAAACGUUUAUUUGGCUCAUAGUUUGUAGAGUUUUCAGUCCAUAGUCGACUGGCAAGACAGAAUGGCAUGCAGACAAGCAUUGCAGAGGAGAAACAGUUUAUGGCUGGCAGAAGUUAGCAAAGUAACCAGAGGGCCACCACAGCUCUUUCUAUCCCUAUAUCUUAUCCAGGCUACAUAGGGCAGGUAGCACUGAAGCCUUAGUUCUAUUGCCCUUGUUCUAGCAUUGCACCAAAAAUCAAUCCUACCAUCACUCUAGAUCCGGCCACGUCUGAAAAAGUUUUACCUAUGACUGGAUGAGGCUUUGGGGGACAUCUAGGCACAAACCAUAACACUGUCUGAUUAAAAUUCUGAGUAGUGUUAUGUAGGGAAGAGGAACAUGAACUAAAAUGUCUUAAUGCCCACUACAUGUCCCAUAUCAAGGUUUUCUCUUGAUUUUUAAAAUCAGACCUACAUCUCUGCAUGCUUUGUGAGGUUGAAGCACACAGCGUGUUUGAACUGGGAGCCAGGAACAUUGCUGUGGACAAGGGCUGAGAGAAGACUGAGAAGACCAUAUGCUUCUUUACUCCUAGGCUUAGAAUUAAAAUUAAGGUUACUUAAGCCCAUAUUUACUCAGUGGUUAGUAUAUUAAGCACUUUAUGUAUAUUAUCAAAUUUGAUUUUCAUAACAGACCUAUGAAGAAAUAGUUAAGGAACUUGUCCAGCAUAACAAUACUAACUGAUAACUACUAAGUGGUAAAGCUGAGAGUCCAACUGAGGCAGUCAGACUUUACAAAGAAAGCAUUUAUUCAUAGAAUACUGCUAUUGUAAAGAAAAUCUCACUCAAACAUGAAUUUUACAUCUCUUAAGACAAUGCACCUUUAAAGCCUCGUUAAGUCAAAAUAAAGUUUAAAACACUCAUACUCACUAACUUAAAUGUUCAUUUUUUAAUGGUAGAAAUAGUAACAGUUAUAAGUAAAAGGAGCUCAGUUCAACAAUGGUAUUUUCCUUUACAUGUAAUAGUUAAAAGGUAGAAUUGGAGGUAAAUUACCAAAUGCAAUUAUAAGAAGCCAAUUUGACAAUCACUGGUUUUCCUUCCAGUUAAAUUUUAAUGUAAAGAGGUAGUGCAUCAUCAUUAUGGAAAGCAAAAAGAUGUUUAGAAUUUUUUCUGUAGUUUAUUUUAUUUUAAUAUUAAAAUUUGGAUGAGACUCCAGAAAGCCUUUAUAUUUCAUUUUGUUUUUGACUCACUGAGUUUUAAGUAAAUUAUUCAGGUCUUUUUAUUGAUUAUACAGAUGUUGACAUCUUGGCCAAAGUACUAUUAAAUGCAUUAUCCAAAUGAACUUUUUCUGUUUAGAAUGAUGAUUUGGUUCUUAUUUCCAAAUUUAAUGAAUUUGCUUUAUAUAUAUAUUUGCUUUAGAGAGAUUAAUUCUUUCUAAUGGGAAAAAUAUUAAUUCUUAAGAUGUGAUUUACUUGGUUUACCUUUGAGCUGUAUAAAGCAAAUGUCUUGAGAUAAUGAAUGAAAAAGAAGUAAAGAAGGAAGAAAAAGCAAGAAAGAAAAAAAAAAUAAAGGCUAGAAACAACACAUUACCACAUUACACUCUGGGCUUUUCAUUUGGAACUAUCUUGUUUUUACUUUAUUGAUAGCAGAGUCACAGGUAACCAUGAAAAGGAGCGACCUACUUUCUUAGAAAUAACUGUGAGCGAUCUUGGGUGACACUAUCUAAAGCUUUUAAUGGGUACUUUCUGUUCCAUUCUGUGAUUCCACAUUAUCACUGCAUUCUUACUUAAAUGAGGUCAUGACUUGGGCUAAUUACUAAAGCAUUUGGCCAAAGAACAAUUGACUAAGAUUGUAGCCUAUGGCCAGAGUUAUAACGGAGGGACAGGCAGAAAAGGGAAGCUAUAGUACUUACCGGGUUUUCUGUGUGCGCUUUCCUUUGCAUAGUUUUUGCUUGCUCCUCUAUGAUAAUAUAUUGUGCUCACCAUGGCUAAAAUUUUAAUGAAGUAUAAAGAAGCAGUUUGAAAUCUUGUCUUGAAAUAAGUGAGUGUUGCCCUGCCAACAAAAGUGAGGACUUCUAUCUAGCUCUGACCCAGAAUCCCAGGUCCCUAAGCACGCAGUGGGUGGAGCUGUACCUUGAGUGAGUGAAGUCAAGAGGAUCUGAGCACUUUCUCAUUUAUUAAUUACUGACUGUUGACUGAACAGUCAAGACCAAAGUAUCCACCUUGAUGCCUGAAUAAACCAGAUUGGAUAUUCAUGACAACUGAUUUCAGCAAUUCCUUGUCAAAUGUUUUUAUACUAAUUCUCAACUAAAUCUCUGAUACUAUAAAAUUUAACCACUUCUUUCUGUGGUCAGACUUUCUGUUAUGUUAGGAAUUUAAAUUUUGUGAUAAAAGAAACAUAAACAUUAUUUUUGAUGACAUAACUGAUGUUGUCAUGGAUUCCUCAUCUGCUCCUUAACAUUUCUAACCGAAAUGUGUGGAAGAGAUUACUGCUGAGGCCAAGACGGAACAAACAGGAAAAGUACCUCCCUGGAAAACUAUGCAAAAUCACAUUCAUUUUGAAUUCCAUGUCAGGAAAACUUUGGUAGAUGUGCAACUUUAAUGUGGGCAUUUUAGGUCACAGUUGUGAAUUGUUAACAUACACCAAAUCCAAAUGUAUUUUCAUUUUAAAAUUAAGAUUAACAUUUUUCAUCGUUAGAAGAAUUAGUGACAAGCUGCUUUUUUACCCCUGUAGGUAUGUUUUCAUGUUGUGAUUCUCACAAUCGUCUAUCAGAUUUUAGGGAUGAUAUCUGCUUACAUUUCCCUGUGAUUGGGUUCCCAAACACCACCACUAAGCAGUUACUUCCUACCUGAGAACCUACUCACAGCAGAGGGAGCUGGGAACACACAGUAACAUGAACAGAUUUCUCAAAUGACAUAACAUUGAAAUUGGAAAACAAUUAGAAUCAUUUCUACUCUGAAACAUCCAUUGGGGUUUAUUGAAAGAACAGUAAUUUCUAGAAGUGCUUAGUCCUCAGACAACACAAGCUAAAAUGUGCAUAUUUGUGAUAUAUUAAAAGCUGUAGACUUAUUUUUUAUCCUAUGUUCUAGUGACUUUGUUUACACUACUUGCAUCAUUUUGUAUACUAAAAUGUAAAUUCCUGUCUAUAAUGCUGAUGUUACUAUGGUAAUUUAUUUUUUUGCAAAUUCUUAAAUGUUUUUGCCACUGCAACUCUGUUUGUGAGAAUUUGAAGGUAAUACAAAUGCCAGACCUUUAUGAGUUAAUUUAGAAAUAGAAAUAUUUGAUUCAUGUAUUGACCAAGGAAAUAGUGCUAAAAUUUCACGUGAAGUAUUUUUAAUACUCUUGAGCUAAGUAGUUGUCUGUAAUAUUUGAAAUCCUGAUUCACGCUAAGCAGUGCAUUUUUUUGUAUUUACACCAAGAUAUUGCAACACGUAAUAUAGAAAGUUUGUGUGUAUUGUUGAAUUAUCACUUGAUUGCCAAGAGGCUGUGUGGAGAUAUUUUAAAUUUGUGAUUUUAGGGUUAAUUCUGGAAUACUUGUGAUCAACAUUCAGUUGCAGCUGGGAAGCUUAUGGUGAUUGUCACUUAAAGUUUUUUCUGAAGUAAUAGUGAUUUUGAAAUGUGAAUUGACAGGUGAAGUUUUUAACCCAAAGGAAUUCUGGGUUUCAGCACAAUAAACUGUAUUUCAUCAGGGAGGAUUAACUUUGCUUUUUUUUCACACUUUAUUUAAAUGUGGAUAUUUUUUCAUAAUUCUGAAUAAAAUGUGCAUUUUAUGGAA